Molecule: messenger RNA, 913 nt
Organism: Morus notabilis
Lineage: Eukaryota; Viridiplantae; Streptophyta; Magnoliopsida; Rosales; Moraceae
Product: transcription factor bHLH106
Exons: 2
Coding region: 94-840 (248 amino acids)
Biological process (GO): regulation of DNA-templated transcription
Molecular function (GO): protein dimerization activity; DNA-binding transcription factor activity
Source: RefSeq, a predicted model, not a curated record
GCUCGCAACACUUUCAUUUUUCUCGGUCAGAGAAACACAAAAACACAGAAACAACAUCCACUCAAAAUCAUAACCACUCAAUUAAUCACCACCAUGCAACCGGAAAACCCCGACCUCUACCGCUUCCUCGCCGAUAACGGCCUAAUCAACGUGGUCGGACCCUACGGUUUUCCGGUGGGAACGACCUCAUGUGAUCAUCAUCAACAUCAUCAGUUCUCUGCUAUGCAAAGCUUCUGCAGUUCCUCAUCUUAUUACCCUAAUUCUUCCAAGAUUUCUGGAAACAGUGAUAGUAGUACACCUCAUGAUAGAGCUCUCGCUGCCUUGAAGAAUCACAAGGAGGCUGAGAAGAGAAGGAGAGAAAGAAUCAACUCUCACCUCGAUAAGCUUAGAAGCCUUCUACCUUGUAACUCAAAGACAGACAAGGCCUCGCUUCUUGCAAAAGUGGUUCAGCGAGUAAAAGAGCUCAAAGAACAGACCUCGGAGGUCGCGGAGCUCCAAAGCUUACCGUCCGAAACCGAUGAGAUCACCGUACUUUCCUCUGGUGAUUAUUCCGGCGAUGGAAGACUUAUUUUUAAGGCCUCAUUGUGCUGCGAGGACCGCUCCGAUCUCAUUCCCGACCUAAUCGAGAUCCUCAAAUCCCUCCAUUUGACGACACUGAAAGUUGAAAUGGCCACUCUCGGAGGAAGAAUCCGGAACGUGUUAAUAGUGGCCGCGGAUAAGGAACACAGCAUUGAGUCUGUCCAUUUUUUGCAGAACGCUUUGAAGUCUUUGCUUGAGCGAUCGAAUUCUUCCGAACGAUCGAAAAGGCGUCGCGGUUUGGACCGAAAAAUGGUCAUCUAAUUAAGAAGUUUAAGUGAGAUUUACAUUUUUAAGCAAUAUUAUGCCUCAUCACCAAAAUAGUAUUGGUGAUCAU